Dracunculus medinensis (Guinea worm) is the source of this 924-nucleotide messenger RNA. The record is from the annotation of a GenBank genome assembly. NCBI's taxonomy places the organism in Eukaryota, Metazoa, Nematoda, Chromadorea, Rhabditida, Dracunculidae.
GCAUUAUCAUUUAUAUUACCUGGAUUGGGUAGUACGAUAACAAAUGCAAUAAUAAUAAUUGCUAUAAUUCGUAGUAAAUAUCUCAGAUCACGUCGAGAAAUCAUGGUGAUGUUUGCUGUUAGUGUUGCUGAUUUCGUAGAAGCUUUUGCGACACUACACGGUGGAAUUUAUCGGACGAUAAUUGUUUUAAGUGAUUCCAUAGAUACAAAUUUUACUCCUUUACAAUGUAUGGCGUUACCGCAUUCAUGGCUAUGGCGUUGGUCGGAUUUUGCAACUGCAUUCUCGCUACUUGCACUAUCAGUUGAUCGCCUUCUAUCGAUCUUAGUUCCCGUAAAAUAUUCUACAUGGGGAUCAAACUAUAUCGCAAUUGCCAUUGGAGUGCCAUACAUCACUUCAUUCAUCCUAAUGUUAUGUGUAUGGAUAACGCCAAUAACAUCCGAAGGCUCUUUAUCGAUACUUUGUGCAAAUGUUUAUUUGUCACCAGUUUUUUAUUCGUUUUCAAAAUAUAUAAGUAGUGCGGCAUCAUUUCUUAGUAUUUUACUCUAUGUACCGAUCAUUUUUAUGGUACAAAAACAGAUGAAACGAAUGGCGGAUAAAAUCUGCGUUUCGCAGAUCGAUUUGCAACGAAAAGCUCAAUUCAAGAUGACUGUAACGGUGGCAUUUUCCUCUUGUGCAACAUUCUUUUUAGAUGUUAUACCAAGGGCAAUCGGCAUUUUCGGUUUGCGAAGAGACUAUAACAAAUUGCCUUCACAAUGCGAAAGCAAUUCGAUGAUGUUAUUUCAUUUAUCGAAAAUUAAUUCUAUGAUAAAUUUGCUACUAUUUUAUCGACGAAAUAGCGCAAUACGUGAAUCGAUACGUCGCCUUUUUCAUUUGCCAGGUCAACUUUUAUUAUUUAAAAUUUUAUUUGCUCUUUCUGCAAGAUAG